AAGGAGAGAAGAGAACAGGUGAAAGUAGCCCAGUUAAGAUGGGGUAGCAAGGGCAUUAAGUGGGGCAUUUCUGUAGUGAAUUUAGAUCUAAUCAUCUUUAACCCCCCAUUGAUUUAAGAGAAAGUAAAGCCAACAAUUAUGCAAAAAGACACUGCCUUCACUCACAUAUUAACUAUACAUUAAUCAGACCUGGUCCAACCCACACCUCUUUGGUAAUGCACAGCAUCAUGACAAACACCCUGGCUUUUCAGUGCAUAGCACAAGUUAUAGAUAGAGAAUAAAAUCUUUAAACAAAAACUAUGAUCUAUUUUAUUAAGGUAUCAAUUUGAAAAUGAUUUUGCCUGUAAAUUUAAGCAAUGUAUUUGUACAAAUAGCAACCCAAAAGUAGCAGAAGUUUCUGUAUCUCAAAGCUGUAUAGGUGCCAAGUCAGCAUCCUAUGUGGACUUGGUAGGAUCAAAGGUGACAUGAUGUGGGGAAGGGGGUGACUGCUCUGCCUUUAACUUUUGAGUUACCACCAUCUUCAUUACCUCUGCUUUUAGCCUGCCUUUGAAACAUUCUUUUUCAACAUUCUUUUCUUACUUUUCUGUUUCUACAUUCAUCCAUUCAUCAUUUCCUUAAGAACACCACAUUCUCCAUCAAAUUCAUUUCUCUCCCCUUCUUCCUUUUCCCCUCAAUAUACCAAUUCAUCAGUCUCUUAUUACAAUUCUCUUUUGAGUUCCAUGAUCAGAUAGUCUCAAGUACUGCCAUGGGAACUCCUGUAAACAUCAUAGUUGGAUCCCAAGUGUGGAUUGAGGAUCCUGAUGAUGCUUGGAUUGAUGGAGAAGUUACAGAAAUUAAGGGGUCAAAUGCUACAGUAGUCACAACUAAUGGGAAGAAGACAGUUGCUCCUAUUUCUAGCAUAUACCCAAAGGACACCGAAGCACCACCAGCUGGGGUUGAUGACAUGACCAAGUUAGCUUACCUACAUGAGCCUGGGGUUCUGAAUAACCUUGCCUGUCGGUAUGCUCUAAAUGAGAUAUAUACUUACACGGGAAAUAUCCUAAUUGCGGUGAAUCCAUUUCGGAGACUUCCACAUCUGUAUGAUAUCCAUAUGAUGCAGCAAUACAAGGGAGCCCCAUUUGGAGAGCUAAGUCCACAUCUUUUUGCAGUGGCAGAUGCCUGUUAUAGGGCAUUGAUAAAUGAACACGGGAGCCAAUCUAUCUUGGUCAGUGGAGAGAGUGGAGCUGGCAAAACUGAGACAACGAAAAUGUUAAUGAGGUAUCUCGCAUUCAUGGGUGGGCGCUCUGGAACUGAAGGAAGAACAGUCGAGCAACAAGUUUUGGAGUCCAACCCAGUUUUAGAAGCAUUUGGAAACGCAAAGACUGUGAAGAACAACAAUUCCAGUCGUUUUGGUAAAUUUGUUGAAAUUCAAUUCGAUAAGCAUGGAAAGAUCUCUGGGGCUGCAGUUAGGACAUAUCUUCUUGAACGGUCACGUGUUUGCCAAGUCUCAGACCCAGAGAGAAACUACCAUUGUUUUUACAUGCUUUGUGCUGCACCACCAGAGGAUGUGAAAAGAUACAAACUUGGAGAUCCAAGAUCAUUUCAUUAUCUAAACCAAACUAACUGUUACGAAGUUGCAAACGUUGACGAUGCACGGGAGUAUCUUGAAACCAGAAAUGCUAUGGAUGUUGUUGGAAUCGGUCCAGAGGAGCAGGAAGCUAUAUUCCGUGUUGUAGCUGCAAUACUCCAUCUUGGAAACAUCAACUUUGUGAAAGGAAAGGAGUUUGAUUCCUCCAAACUAAAAGAUGACAAGUCACUUUUUCAUCUGAAGACAGCUGCAGAGCUAUUCAUGUGUGACGAGAAGGCACUAGAAGACUCACUUUGUAAGCGUGUCAUUGUAACUCCUGAUGGAAACAUCACAAAACUACUGGAUCCAGCAGCUGCAACCACAAGCAGGGAUGCCCUGGCAAAGACUGUAUACUCCAGAUUGUUCGACUGGCUUGUGGACAAGAUAAACAGUUCAAUUGGACAAGAUCCUGAUGCAAAAAGCAUAAUUGGCGUCCUUGAUAUAUAUGGCUUUGAGAGCUUCAAAAUCAACAGUUUUGAGCAAUUCUGCAUCAACCUAACAAAUGAGAAGUUGCAGCAGCACUUUAACCAGCACGUAUUCAAGAUGGAACAAGAAGAUUAUACGACAGAAGAAAUCAACUGGAGUUAUGUGGAGUUUGUAGAUAACCAAGAUGUUUUAGAUCUUAUUGAGAAGAAACCUGGAGGCAUUAUUGCUCUUCUUGAUGAAGCUUGUAUGUUCCCAAAAUCAACUCAUGAAACAUUUGCCCAAAAGAUGUACCAGACGUACAAAGCCCAUAAGCGGUUUAGCAAGCCAAAACUUGCUCGUACUGCAUUUACAAUCAAUCAUUACGCUGGUGAUGUUACUUACCAGGCAGAUCACUUCCUUGACAAAAACAAGGACUAUGUGAUAGCAGAAUUUCAAGCUCUUCUGAUGGACUCUAAGUGCUUUUUCGUAGCAAAACUCUUCCCUCCAUUGCCUGAAGAAUCGUCCAAGCAGUCCAAGUUCUCUUCCAUCGGCACGCGGUUUAAGCAACAAUUGCAAUCUUUAAUGGAGACCUUGAGCACUACAGAGCCGCAUUACAUCAGAUGUGUAAAGCCCAAUACAGUUCUAAAGCCAGGAAUAUUUGAGAACAUGAAUGUAUUAAACCAAUUAAGAUGUGGGGGUGUUUUAGAGGCGAUCAGGAUAAGUUGUGCAGGAUAUCCAACAAAAAGAGUAUUUGAUGAGUUCCUUGACCGCUUUGGAAUGUUAGCUCCAGAUGUUCUUGACGGAUGUGAUGAGAAGUCAGCAUGCAUUGCAAUUUGUGAUAGGAUGGGCUUAAAGGGUUAUCAGAUCGGGAAAACCAAAGUUUUUCUCAGAGCCGGGCAGAUGGCUGAAUUAGAUGCCAGAAGAACUGAAGUUCUAGCUCAUGCUGCAAGGCGCAUUCAGAGGCAAAUUCGAACACAUCUUACACGAAAAGAGUUCACAGCCCUAAGAAGAGCUACUAUUCAUUUCCAGAAACUUUGGAGAGCAAAACUUGCCAGAGUGCUGUAUGAACAAAUGAGAAGGGAGGCUGCUUCAAUCCGCAUACAGAAACACGUGCGUUCUCAUUCAGCAAGAAAAUCUUACAAGGAAUUGCAGGCAGCAGCUGUAGUCAUUCAAACAGGGAUGAGAGCAAUGGCAGCACGAAAUGAAUAUAGGCAGAGGAGGAGAAAUAAAGCAGCUAAAAUAGUUCAGACUCAAUGGAGAGGAUUCCAUGCCUUUUCAACUUAUAAACAGAAGAAAAAAGCAAGUCUUUCACUUCAAUGUCUCUGGAGAGGCAGGUUGGCGAAGAAGGAGCUUCGAAAAUUGAGGAUGGCUGCAAGAGAUACAGGGGCACUUAAAGAAGCGAAGGAUAAACUGGAAAAGCGUGUCGAGGAGUUAACGUGGCGAUUAGACUUUGAAAAACACUUGAGGAUUGAUCUCGAAGAAGCAAAGGGGCAAGAAAUUUCAAAAUUGCAAAAAGCCUUA
Messenger RNA from Nicotiana tabacum (common tobacco), 3532 nucleotides. NCBI's taxonomy places the organism in Eukaryota, Viridiplantae, Streptophyta, Magnoliopsida, Solanales, Solanaceae. The record is from RefSeq and is a predicted model, not a curated record.